Molecule: messenger RNA, 6512 nt
Organism: Triticum aestivum (bread wheat)
Lineage: Eukaryota; Viridiplantae; Streptophyta; Magnoliopsida; Poales; Poaceae
Product: 30S ribosomal protein S18, chloroplastic
Exons: 1
Coding region: 4408-4920 (170 amino acids)
Biological process (GO): translation
Cellular component (GO): ribosome; mitochondrial small ribosomal subunit
Molecular function (GO): small ribosomal subunit rRNA binding; structural constituent of ribosome
Source: RefSeq, a predicted model, not a curated record
UUUUUUUAGGCUAGUUGAAUAGUUUUGAUUAAGGUUUUAUUAGUUUAUUACUCGAAACUAAAUCAAGGAUUUUCAGGAUACUUCCUUCGUGGAAUAAGAUAUUGGAUCCUCGAGUGAUCUCUUUUUCUUGUUGCUUCAUAAGAGUGAAUCGAAUAGAAUCAAUUCGCGUUAUAAGAGUAAAAAUUCCGCGGGUCCUUUCCGCUCUAAUCAGAUAAAGGGGGGUAAGGACCCGCUAAGCUCCUACUUUUUCAUGUUUACAAUCUGGUCCCUCCGAUUACUAUAGAGAUGAACCCAAUCCAGAAUAUGAACCAUAAAAGAAAACACCUACUAAACCAAUCACAGCAAUACCGGCUACAGUACCUAUCAGCCAAAGAGGAAUUCUUCCAGUAGUAUCGGCCAUUUCCCCUACUUUCCUCCACAUUUUAUCAAUUGGUCAUGCUAGAGACAAAAACAGUCAUGGGUAGUUAUAAGGAUGGUAUCCUUCCAAAUGGGAUAAGAGAAUUCUUAUUAGUCUCUUUCUUUCUCUCAAUUGAAGAAGUAAUUGGAAAAUAAAACAGCAAGUACAAAAAUGAGUAAUAACCCAGUAUAGACUGGUACGAUUCAAUUCAACAUUUUGUUCAUUCGGGUUUGAUUGUGUCAUAGUUCUAUAGUUGGAAUUUGGUUUAUCGUUGGAUGAACUGCAUUGCUGAUAUUGAUCCCAAGAAAAAAACAGUAGGUACAGCUAGUCCGUGAAUAGCCAGCCAUCGCACUGUAAAAAUAGGAUAGGUUCGAUCUAUGGUCAUUGAGGGCCUCCUAAAAGGAUCUACUAAAUUCAUCGAGUUGUUCUAAAGAAUCAAAACGGUCGGUUAUUAACGGAAUUCCUUGUCGGCUUUCCGUGAAAUACUCGUUUGGCCUAGGACUUCCAAACACGUCAUAAGCUAAACCCGUACUGACAAAUAACCAACCCGCAAUGAAUAGGGAAGGUAUAGUAAUGCUAUGAAUAACCCAGUAUCGAAUACUGGUAAUAAUAUCAGCAAAAGAACGUUCUCCCGUGCUUCCAGACAUGCUGAACUCCCAAAAUUUUUGUACAUUCAAAAAAGGAAUUGAUUCCGUAAAAGAUGGGAUCGACCAGUAAAUAGAAAAUUACUGAUAUUUCAUCCUUGUGAGAUUGUCAAUUUUGUACCAAAGGUGUAUUUUGAGUAUACCGAAUUAGUAUAGCUAUCCUUCCUAUGGCACAGCAAUCUGGUUUUGCCUGGUUCCGAAACAUAAUUACUUUUUUUUUUUAUUUUUGUCUAUAGGUAAGCUAUAUGUUAUUCAAGGCAUCAAUAGAAAACCCCAUUUUUGUAGGUUCUACUUACUUUUCAUUGGCUUCGGAAUAAUAGAGUAAUUCGGAAUAGCAGCCAAAAUCUUGGGAAAAUCUAAGUUAAUGAUCAAUAGGUUUGGAUAAAUAAUUUAGGAAGGAUAUUCUCAUACUGACACAAUACAAGGACAAGUAUAUGUGAAAUCUAUCCUUUCAUAAUUCGUAAUUAAUCCUUGUAUUGUUUGUUGGAUUAGGUCUAACUUUCUUGACCAAACUGCGAGCGCGGAACUUUACGAGAUGAAAUAGGGAAAGACAGAAGAUAGAAUAGAACUUAAAAGGAUAAUUGAAGUGACUUGUCUUCGAAUCUACUUUGGUUGGAGUUCGAAAAAGGAAUAAAAAUAAAGUAAAUUCAAGGAAGAGCUUUCUUUUUUUUUAACAGCCCCUUGGCAGGUCGUGGAAUGCUUUUGUUCUCCUCUUAUUCCAUAUGGAAUACAAUCAGUUAAAAUAAGAAGGAAUAGGGGAAUAUUCGAUCGUUCACUCCAAAAAGAGGGUCCUAUUGAAAAAGAAAUUAUCCAAAAUAGAAAGAAGUUUUUUUUUUUCAAUUCAAUUGUUUAUUUAUCUCUUAUUCAAAAAUUUCCUUGAAAAUCGAAUUUCAAUUUUUCAUUCAAUGGGGUUAGAUGAUCUAGUUCUUAAUAUUAUUACUUUACUCAAUUGACAAAUUCCACAACAAAUCUCUUGAUUCGGAAUUAGGGACUCAUGUAUCAUCUGAUGAAUCCACUUUCUUUUACACUUCUGUAUCUUACUCUAUCUUGUUUUUUAGUAUUAUCUAAAAUAACUGAUGAAUUAUGAAUUUUCCAUAACUUAGGUAAAUGCUUUACCAACAUAUGUAGUGUAGUAAAAAAAAAUAAAUGGAAUUUAACUCUUUCAUGCUUACUUUAACUAGUUAUUUUGGUUUUCUACUGGCUGCUUUAACUAUAACCCCAGCUCUAUUUAUUGGCUUGAACAAGAUACGCCUUAUUUGAAUUGACUGAAUAAUUAUAAUUCAGAAAAGAAAAAUCUUUCUUUGGGAUUCCUGGCAUUCUACGACUCUUUUCCAGACUAAUUAGGAAUUCUUUUCUUGGUCAUUGAGAUUCGUGGAUAAUUUAGAGUACUAUUUAGGGAUAGAUCGUACCUCUUUUUUUAUCCCCUCGAACAAAUCGAAAUGAUUGAAGUUUUUCUAUUUGGAAUCGUCUUAGGCCUAAUUCCUAUUACUUUAGCGGGAUUAUUCGUGACUGCGUAUUUGCAAUACAGGCGUGGGGAUCAGUUGGAUCUUUGAUUGAGUCAUUUUUUUUUGAUUGACCUCCUCCAGACCAGAGAGGAGGUCAAAUUGAAAUUGGAGUUACAAUUCAAUUUUGUUAAGUUAUUUUACUCUGCUUCGACAUAAGAUAGAUGGAAUCACGCUCUGUAGGAUUUGAACCUACGACAUCGGGUUUUGGAGACCCGCGUUCUACCGAACUGAACUAAGAGCGCUUUCAUUCAUUCAAAAAGAAAAUCUUUUUCUAUUCCUAAUGUAUCUCACGUACGUAUAGUCUCCACAAAUUCAAGUUAUACCCACUUUACUUUAAUUGAUCUCGUCGCUACUGCCUAUAAAGAAGAAAGAAGUAAUAGGUAGGGAUGACAGGAUUUGAACCUGUGACAUUUUGUACCCAAAACAAACGCGCUACCAAGCUGCGCUACAUCCCUUUUCCAAAUUAAAUUGUUGUACAAUGCCAUUGUACACAAUUCCUGUCUUCUUUUCCACAUCAUAAUUUUCUUGUUCUUUCUAUUUUCUUCUUCUUUCUUUCUCUAUCUAUAUAUAGAACCCUCGUGUCAUUUCUUCUUUUUGGUCUCAUAUAAUUAAGGAAUUAUAUACAUAUAAAAUCCAAUAUAAUUUCGCCUAUAAAAGAAGGAUUACUUUUCCUUGGUAAUAUAUAGGAAGAAGGGGUCAUCUUUUUCUUUUUUAGGGAUAGGAAAAUUUCGUCGAUAUGGUUCAUUUUAUAUAUAGCAUAACAAUCUUGGGCAAGAGUUUAUGAUCAUAUAUGUAUUCCAACAAGGAAGGAGGAUUUUCAAUGCGGGAUAUAAAAACAUAUCUCUCUGUAGCACCCGUGCUAAGUACUCUAUGGUUUGGUGCUUUAGCAGGUUUAUUGAUAGAAAUUAAUCGUUUAUUCCCAGAUGCUUUGUCAUUCCCUUUUUUUUAAUUCUAGUUAUUGCUAUGGAAGGGAUAGAUUUCUUCGUGAUAUGACAAAAUUUGAUCCUUUUCAAUCUUUUUUUAGUAUCGGAAGGAAAAAGAAAGAAAAGAUGGAUUGGGUUGAACCUCAGAGUCAUUAAAAAUUUGGUAAACCCCAUUUUUGAAAAUAGAAAUUCAAUUUAAAGGGGUACCCAAGCUAAAUAAGGCCUCAGAAAUCAGAGCAUAGAAAAGGCGGGGCUGGCUAAUUAAAUGAAAGGAUUUCGAACCAAAAUCUUUGCUAAUUCGACAAGGAUUGUAUUCUUUAAUUAUUUCUCUAUUUUUUAUUACUUAAUUUAAGAAUAAAAAAAAAUUAUUCUAAUGAAUUUUAUUCUUCUUCUUCGGAUUCAAAAUAGAAGAAUAAAAGAAUAAGUAGAAUAAUUAAGUUAAGUCAAUCCAAAAAGAAAAGGAGGUUCAUGGCCAAGGGAAAAGAUGUUAGAAUCAGAGUUAUUUUGGAAUGCAUCAGUUGUGUUCGAAAAGGUGCCAAUGAGGAAUCGACGGGGAUUUCUAGAUAUAGUACUCAAAAGAAUCGCCACAAUACACCCGGACAAUUAGAAUUCAAAAAAUUUUGUCGUUAUUGUCGCAAGCAUACGACUCAUCACGAAAUAAAGAAAUAGGAACAUCGUGUGUUCGAUCUUUCCAAACAACAGAAAGAGUAAGAACUUCAUAUUUAAUAUAUAAAGAAAACAUAGUAUAGAAUACAAAAUACAAAUCAACUCAUCUGAUUUCCGGUAGAUAUUAUUUCAUAUGUAUAGAGGGUAUUCAUAUACUAUAAUAUGAAUCAAAUAAGAUAUGGAUCAAAGAAAAACUACUUCUUCUGGAUCCUAAAUUAAUAAAAUAAAGAAGUGAAUUUUCAAAUUUUCAAAUUUUAAAUAAGGAAUAAAUCAUGUAUACAUCUAAACAACCUUUUCUUAAAUCUAAGCAACCCUUUAGUAAAUCCAAGCAAACUUUUAAUAAAUCCAAGCAACCCUUUCGUAAAUCCAAGCAAACUUUUCGUAAAUUCAAGCAACCUUUUCGUAAAUCUAAACAACCUUUUCGUAGGCGUCCUCGGAUUGGCCCGGGAGAUCGAAUUGAUUAUAGAAACAUGAGUUUAAUUAAUAGAUUUAUUAGUGAACAAGGAAAAAUAUUAUCGAGACGAAUAAAUAGAUUAACCUUGAAACAACAACGAUUAAUUACUCUUGCUAUAAAACAGGCUCGUAUUUUAUCUUUCUUACCGUUUCGUAACUAUGAGAACGAAAAGCAAUUUCAAGCCCAGUCAAUUUCAAUAAUUACAGGUUCUAGACCCAGAAAAAAUAGACAUAUUCCUCAAUUAACGCAAAAGUACAAUUCCAAUCGAAACUUAAGAAACAACAACCAAAAUUUAAGAAACAACAACCGGAACUUAAGUUCCGAUUGUUGAUGUUUUAUUCGAAUUCGAAAGGGCCAGACCUAUAUAUAUUAUAAAGAAAGUAAUCCAGCUCGUUGAUUCCUACCACUUAAUCUUAAUUUAUUGUAUCUUCCCGGAGUUCCCUCUCCGGGAAUUCAUCUUUUUUUAUUCCAGUAUAUUACUUUAUUUAUACUUUUAAUUGAUGAUCUUUAUUUUAUUGGAAAUCGUGUAAAGAUUAUUUGGAUUUGAUACAGCUACUUGUGCAAGCAUUUUACGAUUAAGAAUCAAUUUCUUCUUGUACAGGUUGUGUAUUAAUUUACUAUAACUAUCGAAUACUUUAUAUACCCGCGUUGCUGCGUUUAUCCGAGUGAUCCACAAACGACGAAAAUCCCUCUUUUGCCUACCUCUAUCUCGAUGAGAGGAAACAAAAGCUCUUUUUACCUGUUGGGUAAUCAUUCGAUUAAGUCUUAAAUGAGCCCCUCUAAAGUUUGAGGCAAAUGAACGCAUUUUUGUUCGUCGUCUCCGGGCUAUAUAUCCUCGCGGAACUCUGGUCAUUGAAUCAAAUUAACCUUAAUGAAUAACUAAUGAUUUCUCUUCUUUUAGCCACCCUUUUUCUCAUUAAUAACAAAACUAAUUAUUCCGAUAUAUAAAAUAUUAAUUCCAAUGGCUUUUGCUAUAGUAACCUUCCCAACCACGAUUUUUUAUUCCACUCCGUUCAGUUAUUUCUAUACGAAAUAACAAAUUCAUUCUAAUAAUACUAAAAAAAAUAGUGGGUUCCAUCGUUUCUAUGGUUCCCUUUUAAACGGUGAGGCCCUCUCUAUACACCGGAGCCCUUUCUUUCAUCAAAAGGUAUUGCGAACUUGUAUAGUCCACAUUCUUUGGCUCUACCUAUCCAUUAUAGAGUAAAUAGCUCUUUUCACAAUAAGAGUUAUCCAUACAGUGACGGUAUUUAAUUAUGAAAGUUGGCUAAGUAGCUGACCCUGUUAGUCCGUUCUUUUAAGAUAAAGGAGCAUAAGCCUUUUUCUUUUUAUUACUAUUUCCUCCGCUUAAUGGAUAACCAUUUGCUACCAAUGGGAGAAUUGCUUCUUAUUUCCAAUUUAGAUAAUUGGAUUUGCACCAAAGGAAACCAUAAAUUCCAUAUACCAUAGAAAUCUAGGAUAGAGAAGCUAUAUCCUAUUCAUUGGUACUAAUCAUGGAUACUUCAAUUUUUUUAUAUUUGUUUGAAGUCAUGAUCUGAACGAGUCGCACAUACACCCUAGCACAUGUUCCUCGACGCUGAGGGCAUCCUUUAAGCGCGGCCGUUUUUCGAGCAUUUCGUAUUGGCUGUCUUGCGUUUCUAAUAAGUUGUUUAACCGUCGGCAUGUUGUAUGUAUAUAGAAAAAAAUGGAUUGGUUUAGAUCCAUCUUAACCUGAUGAUUGCUCAUCAUGAAGUCUUUCUAUUUUCUAUUAAAUCGAGGAAAACACGAAUUUAGCUGUGAAAUAACUUUACAAGAAAUCCGGACACUACCAAUCCUUAAACAUUUCUGGAAACCACACUGGAUCAGUAUCGCAGUGCUUGUCAAUCAUUUCAUCCCCUACAAUAUCGACAAGUCCAUAAGCUUUGGCUUCGUCUGCUGACAUAAAAA